UCUUACGACUGUUUAUCAAAGUCCCAGAACUUCAUAUCAAUUACUCAUAAUACUCAUAUUUUCUUUGAUUGAUUAAAAUUACUUACAAUUUGAGAAAUGCAAACCCAAAAUAACAUAUGCGUUUUGAUCGCCUACUUCAUUGUCUUUAUCCCUGUUUUUGCCUUCCUCUUUGUUCUUGGAGUUGCCAAAGGUGCUAUAAUAAGUCCGUUUGUAUUUCUUAUAAUUGCAUUUGGUGACACUGGAGUUGUGCUUGGUUUAUGGCCUCUUCAUCUUUUCUGGAGUAUUUACUGCUUGAUCAAAACAAAGAAAUUCGGACCAUAUAUGAAAUGCCUGUUGAUAUUGUUGGUACCAAUACCGAUAGCAAUUUGGACAGUGGUUGGUGUCGUAGGAAGUGCAAUAAUGGGAAUCGGUUAUGGUUAUGUGUGGCCUGUCAUGGAAACGUUCAAAGCCAUCAGCACUGAACAGGAGUCCCUUGCUAUUAAGUUGUUUAGAGUCUUCACGGAUGGAACAUGGAACAACUUAUGGGGAGCUUGUACAAUUGUUCGCGAUUUCGCUGAUUUUUCAUUUCAUUCUUAUUUUUCUGUCAUGGAUGAGAUGCUUGACUCCAAACGAGAAGAACCUAUUGAACUCAAGGUUGCGGUGUUACCUGGAUGUAUCGUAUCAGCCAUACUUGGUAUCGUUGUCGACAUUCCAAUCAUUACACUAAUAACUAUCUAUAAAACUCCUCUACUGCUGUUCAAAGGGUGGCACCGGUUAAUACAAGAUCUCAUAGGAAGGGAGGGGCCUUUCUUAGAAACUGUGUGUGUUCCUUUUGCUGGCCUUUGGAUUCUCUUAUGGCCAAUUGUUGUCCUUUUUGCCUUGCUGCUCGGUAUCCUUUCAAGUAUCGCUUUUGGAUUUUAUGCUGCGGUUGUCACAUACGAGGAGAAUUCAACCAAAAGAGGAUUGCUGUAUGUAAUUGCUUCUGCAUCCAUAUAUGAUGAGUACACAAAUGAUUUACUAUACCUUAGAGAAGGUUCCUGCUUUCCCAGAACCAGAUAUCGUGAUCGAGUUGAACCCGCUCCAGAACAGCUGCCCUUGAAGGAUCUCCGAAAACAUUCUGAUGCAGAUGAACCUUUGAUUUCUAACAAAACAAACUCACUUCAGGCAAAAGUGAUAUGGGAUAGUCUUUUCAAAGCUUACGAGGAUAUAGGCGUGGAGCUUUUUCGUGAAAGAGCCUUUGGACUUGAGGAUUUGGGUAGCUGGAAACACUCAAAGAACAAAAUUGUUAAUAUUGGGAUACCGGCUUAUGCCUUCCUUGAGUGCUUCCUUAGAUCGAUCAAGAGUGGUUCGUCUGGAUUUAUAAUGCGUGAUAAUAUUGAAAUAACGCAAGUGAACAGACCCGAGGGAAGGAUUUUCGAUUGGCUCUAUGAACCAAUGUGUGUGAUGAAAGAGCAAAUUAGGCAUAUGAAUUUGACCGAAGCAGAAGAACUAUAUUUUUACAAACACUGUCUAUAUUCCGGUGAGUUUGAGAAAGUUGAGUCAUGGCGGAAUGGUGGCGUUCCUCCCUUGGAUGAGAUUAAAAGGGGUCAAAUGGAGGGUAUUAGUAGAAGAUUGCAAGGCCUUUGCUUGACAUUAUCACGGCUGCCUACAUCAAGACGUCGGUUUCUUGAAGUUGUGAAGAAAAUAGAACAAGAAGUAACAAAGCAUAGCGGUGUUAUUGAGAUAUGAAGCUGCCCGCCUAUGGGACAAUGGUCGUGGCCUAUGUUUUAUUUUUCUCUUAUUAUCUUUGUUGUCUUGUCGUUUGUUGGGGUGAAGGUUAUUUAAUGUUCGUUUGGAUCCUGCUUUCGAUGUUAAAUAGAAAAACAUGGAGUAGAUCGGUCGAUAAUGAGUAACUAAGCCGGAAAAACUCCAUAAUUUAUUACUUAUCGCUCUAGAUGAAAUUGGUAGACUAGUUGUUAAAUUGGAUAUGAAUAGAUUUUACCUAUCUACAAGGACUUGUAAGGUUUUACUCCAAACAGAGCAAUUUGUUCGACAACUCUAAGUAUGUGAACAUCUGCAGAAUUGUCGACUCGUUUUUUUGAAAUAUUUACAUAAUCUCAUAAAUAACGCAAAAGCUUUUU
Amaranthus tricolor (Joseph's coat) is the source of this 2099-nucleotide messenger RNA. RefSeq lists its product as uncharacterized. The record is from RefSeq and is a predicted model, not a curated record. The coding region runs from base 97 to 1707 and encodes 536 amino acids. NCBI's taxonomy places the organism in Eukaryota, Viridiplantae, Streptophyta, Magnoliopsida, Caryophyllales, Amaranthaceae. The transcript has 10 exons.